This is a messenger RNA of Bombus huntii, 1411 nucleotides long. RefSeq names its product facilitated trehalose transporter Tret1-like. Lineage: Eukaryota; Metazoa; Arthropoda; Insecta; Hymenoptera; Apidae. The transcript has 4 exons. Gene Ontology annotation, molecular function: transmembrane transporter activity. The coding region runs from base 1 to 1395 and encodes 464 amino acids. The record is from RefSeq and is a predicted model, not a curated record. Gene Ontology annotation, cellular component: membrane. Gene Ontology annotation, biological process: transmembrane transport.
AUGGCGAGCGGAACAUAUAUUCGAUCGAUAAUAGUAGUGAAUAUACUUACGCUUAAUCUGGGCAUUCAUCUUGGAUGGACGCCCUGGUUGAUAGAAAAUUUGGAGAAUGCAAAUUCGUCACUGAAUGUAACGAUCGACCAAAUAACCUGGAUCGCCUCAAUCCCACAAAUUGGGGAUUUAAUUGGUGGAUUCAUAGUAUUUCUUGUGGGAAACCACAUAGGCAGGAGAUCCAUGCUAUUCUGCUCUCUAAUACUGCUUCUCUUUAGUUGGAUGAUGCUUCUUCUGUAUGACACAGUUUUGGCAAUUUAUACAAUACGAGCAGUCAUGGGUAUUAGUGCAGGAAUGUAUUUCCCAUUAAUAUUGAUAUAUUUUUCCGAGAUAGCGCUAGUGAAUCAUCGUGGUAUGGUUACUUCCAGUCAGGCUUUUUCAAUGAAACUUGGAGUUUUAUUAAUGUACAUACACAGUGCUUUCGUGCCGUCAAAAAACACAUUUAUUUUUCCAACCACGCUAGUUGUUCUUUCGGGACUACUUUUGCUGACUGUGCCAGAAACGCCAUAUUAUUUGGUGCUCCAUAAAAAUUACAAAGAAGCAAAGAAAUCUUUGACGCGACUUCGGCAAACUUUUGAAGAGAAGGAAAUACAAAUGAUCGUAAACGAUACGGAGAACUGCGUGGCGAAAUGCAAAUGGAAGGACUUAUUUCUCGUGUCAAACAAUCGAAAAGUGCUUCUCGUUGUUACUUCCAUCGUCGUCACGUCUCAAUUUUCUGGCAAUGCUAUAAUCUUGGCUUAUAUUAACGACAUCUUCAUUGCGUUAGGAAAAAAAUCAAGCAUGAAACUCUUAACUAGCUGUACAGGAACAAUCGGAUGUGUGAGUACUGUGUGCACCAUGCUGUUAGUAGAUCGUAUGGGUCGCAAAACUAUCUUCCUUGUAUCGGUUAUUGGAGGUGGGAUAUCUAGCUUCAUCAUAGGGACAUGUAGUUUUCUUUUGGAGAAAAAUUAUCACGUGGACGUUGUAAGUAGUAUCGCAGUAAUCGGUAUUUUUCUCUUCGCAUUCAUGACAUCUUUGGGUCAACCGUCCAUCAUGUAUGUUCUUACUUCCGAACUUUUCGCCCCGAAUGUGAAAAUGUUUGGUGCUGCGUAUCAAUCAUGCUUGAGUACUAUUUGUCUGUUCAUAGUCAGUAAAAUGUUUGGCAUUGUAAUGAAGGAGAUCGGUAUGUACGUGAUGUUCUUUGUAUUUGUGGGUUUUACCAUCAUAAAUGUUUUGAUUAUCGCGUUUCUACUACCUGAAACGAAGCGAAAGACUUUCAGGGAGAUUCAAGACAUUUUAGGGAAUAAAAAGUCUGCCUCUGUGUAUGUAAUUCAAUUUCGUAAUAAUACUUCGUUAAGUACAGAAUAAUGUCUUAUUCGGCGCU